This is a messenger RNA of Colletotrichum godetiae, 2019 nucleotides long. Its product is annotated as IBR domain-containing protein. Gene Ontology annotation, molecular function: ubiquitin conjugating enzyme binding; zinc ion binding; ubiquitin protein ligase activity. The transcript is spliced from 3 exons. The record is from RefSeq and is a predicted model, not a curated record. Gene Ontology annotation, cellular component: cytoplasm; ubiquitin ligase complex. Gene Ontology annotation, biological process: positive regulation of proteasomal ubiquitin-dependent protein catabolic process; ubiquitin-dependent protein catabolic process; protein polyubiquitination. NCBI's taxonomy places the organism in Eukaryota, Fungi, Ascomycota, Sordariomycetes, Glomerellales, Glomerellaceae. Bases 1 to 2019 code for a protein of 672 amino acids.
AUGGGUUCGCUCGCUGGCCAGACGAGCUCAUCUCCGGACAUGGCCCGUCCGCCGCCUCUCGUGACUGCCGCAGACGAUGGCGAGGCAGAAUAUCGCGCUCAAGUGCUGCGGCUGUCGUCGCAACGGUCAGAAGCAGACGUGGAGGAGGAACUGGUCGCAAAGGCAACCGCCCUGGGUAUUCCCACGUCCCGAUUUGCACACGAUAAGCGCAAUACCUCGAGCGCGGAAUCGCAGACUUCGACCAUCGCGACGCAACAUGUCCGAACGUUUUCAAAUGCCUCGCGGGAUUCGGCCAGCACAACCUUGACGUCUCAUCCGUCUUUACAUGCGGUUCCGAUUGCCGCCGAUGUCCCUCCACAGUCUCUCGCCAGGAAACGCUCCAAAAGCCUCAGUUUCUCUCAUUACGACAAGUAUCUGUCGCAAAUAGACCCCAACAUACACCAACCAAAGAUCCAAAAGGCACCUCCAGCAAUACCACACGAUACAACCGCACACAGCCUCUUCAGCGUGACUUCAAGAAGAAGCUACUUUAGCAUCAAAGAGGGCAUUAGGAAAAUACGAUGGAAGCGCAAGUCUGGCUUGCUAGAAUCCACAAUUUCGUGCAUAUGUUGUCGCAAUGACUUCAACAAGUCGAAUGCCUUGCACAGCUUGCCUUGUGGCCACACGUACUGUGCCGAGUGUCUCAGUAUCAUGAUUCAGCAAGCUACGACGGACGAGUCCAAGAUGCCGCCUCGAUGCUGCACACAGCCGAUUCCGGGUUCCAUUAUUCAGAAAAUACUCAACCGAGAGGAGCAGCAUGCCUUUCUGAAGGCUGUUUUGCAAUUCAGCACGCCUUGGGAAGCUAGAAUCUUUUGCCCAAAUAUGGCCUGUGGUGAAUUCAUCCCUCCUCGCAACCGGGUUGACCCGAAACAUCCUUUCGACGUGGUGUGCCGCAAAGAUUGCCCUUCCGAUUGGGAACUGGAGGCUGUUCUCAAGAUGGGCGAGAAGUCCGGCUGGCGACGAUGCUACAAGUGCCGAACACUAGUCGAGUUGAGUCAGGGCUGCACACAUAUGACUUGCAGAUGCAAAGCUCAAUUUUGCUACAUCUGUGGCGCCAUCUGGGAUCCGUCCGUCGGUUGUCCCAACUUCUGCAACGGAGACGAAGAGUUGGAGCGCAGGAGAAUGGAGGAAGAGGCCAGGGAAGCUGAACUCGAAGCGGAAAAGGUUGCGCAAGAAGCAGCGGCAGCCGCCGAAGCUGCCGAAAAGGUCGAGGCGGAGAAGCGGACUCGCGAGAACGCGCAGUUCUCCACGCUGCAAGGCGAUAUGAACGAAGAACUGGAUCGAUUCCGGGUGUAUCUGAGGAAGAAGAAAUGGGUCAUGUGGACGCGGCAUGCCGAGAAGAAGCAGGCCUUGACCGACCGAUACUCAGAUCAGAUCGAAAAGAUGAAAGAGCGUCACGCGAAAACGGCUGCUCACCUGGAAGAACGUCAGAUUGAGGCUGAGAUGGAUCUACGGUCAACGCUUGACCAGAGCGAGAAGAGCGUCAAGAUCCGCCUCAAGCACAUGGAGGCAUACUGCGAUGGGCUUGGUCGUACACAGAAUGCCGACCUGCCACCACGAGUAGUCACGGAGAGGGACUUACGUCUGCUGGGACAACAGUACAAUGUGCGAGACGGCAUGGAGCGUUUGCAUCAAGCCAAAAUCAACGUUUUGCGAGACCGGCAGGCCAAGCGCAUGGAGGAGCUAUUGGAACGACAGGAGCAAGAACUCGAGAAACUGACCGACAAGAAAGAGCAGGACAUAGAGAAUCUGGCAACGGAUUUUGCGCAAGAAGAAGAUACCCUGGUCAAGAUUUUUAAUGACCGCAGGCAGAGACUGCAACGACGUUGGUUGAUUGCAAUCGAAAUACUCCGAAAAGAAUUGGAGGAGCAGACUGGCGAGCAGUACGCGUCCCUCGACCUACCAGCAUGGCCCGACGACACCGAGACGCAGGAUGAGAUCCUAGCAUCACUUCCCGAGUCUACCUCAAGCAGGGACUAA